UUUCUUGCGAGGUAACUUACGUGUACCUGAGUAUGUACCAGUAUGCUGGAAGUUACCUAUUACAUCACCGUUAAUGACGUAAUUGGUUGUAUGGAAGUAAGAUCACCUGAAAAUCGAAAGUUAGGCAUAACAUAACCUUGUUUUGUUUCUGUGUUUUUGUUGUAAUUUUUACUUGUACCUAUGUCGAUAUUAAGUAAUAAUAGUAUGUGGAUGAAUGCAUUAUUAGAAGAGUUUUGUAUAGAUGAUACUUUGACCACAAGUGUGCACAUAGUAAUGCAUUUUCUAUUAAAAGCCGUUCCUGAGUGGACCAAAUUUAUUGUAUUGCAAAAGCAAAGGAAAUGCCAUUUUCGUAUGCCACUUUGUUAUGAGGAAUGGAUAACAAACUAUCUUGAUACCGAUUUUUUUAUUCAUUUUCGAAUGAUAAAGUCAACAUAUUUCAAAUUGACCACUGCAAUUGGAAAAGAAUUAACAGUAAAAAAAUACAGAGGAGGGUUUGAAAUAAUACCUCUAGAGAAAGAAAUCCUAAUCACUCUCUGGUACCUUGCCAAAGGAGAAACGUUAGUGUCGAUCAGUGAUAGAUUUAAUGUUAGCGUGUCAAAAGCUUUCUAUAUUACCAUGAAAAUUAUUAAAGUUAUCUGCUCUCUUAUGCCUAUUUAUAUUAAGUGGCCUAAUGCGGAAGAUUGCGAACAAAUUGCAAAUGAUUUUCAACAGCGUUGUAAUUAUCCAGAUGUGAUUGGUGCUAUUGACGGUUGCCACAUAACUUGUAAAAUACCCAAGGAGCAGCAUGACAGUUAUCAGGAUCGCAAGUUUUGCCAUUCCAUUACCCUUCAAGGAGUGUGUAUUUCCUCCAGAUUAUUUACUAAUAUUUCUGUUGGUUAUCCAGGAUCUGUGCAUGAUGCACGAAUACUUAGAGAAUCGGACUUGGGAAAAAUCUGUGAAACUAACUGUUUCAAUCUGUUUUACGGUAGAUACCACUUGGUGGGAGAUUCCGCAUAUCCAUUAAGGUCAUGGUUAAUAACUCCGUAUAGGAACACUGGAAUUAUGCCGCUGCAACGGAAACACAACUACGCACAUAGUGUGACACGGGUUGUAAUCGAAAAUACUUUCGGCAUGUUGAAAGGCCGUUGGAGGAUUUUAAAUUUUGUUAAUGUAUAUACCAUUGAAAAGGCUAUUGAUAUUAUAACCGCAUGUUGUAUACUGCAUAAUUUUUGCUUGUUAACUUGUGAUAUAUAUGAAGUAGAUGUCACAUCAAGUGAACAUGAUAGUUGUGAUACUUAUAUUGGCCGUAGAAAUCGUGAAGGGACUAGAAAACGCGAUUUGAUAUCACAAACUCUUUAA
This is a messenger RNA of Photinus pyralis (common eastern firefly), 1338 nucleotides long. Its product is annotated as protein ANTAGONIST OF LIKE HETEROCHROMATIN PROTEIN 1-like. The record is from RefSeq and is a predicted model, not a curated record. Bases 181 to 1338 code for a protein of 385 amino acids. Lineage: Eukaryota; Metazoa; Arthropoda; Insecta; Coleoptera; Lampyridae. The transcript is spliced from 4 exons.